This is a messenger RNA of Styela clava, 6207 nucleotides long. RefSeq names its product phospholipase D1-like. Lineage: Eukaryota; Metazoa; Chordata; Ascidiacea; Stolidobranchia; Styelidae. Gene Ontology annotation, biological process: phosphatidic acid biosynthetic process; regulation of vesicle-mediated transport; phospholipid catabolic process. Gene Ontology annotation, cellular component: intracellular membrane-bounded organelle. The record is from RefSeq and is a predicted model, not a curated record. Gene Ontology annotation, molecular function: phosphatidylinositol binding; D-type glycerophospholipase activity.
ACCUUAUCAUUCACAGGUAAAUUGGCAAUGAAGACUCGUAGCCUAUUGUAGUUCAAUAAUGACAAUAUUGGCAAACCAGCGUGGUUUUUAAUCAUUAAUGUUUGGGUUAGUUUACUCAGCAUAUGUAAGUGUAUUUGAUCACCUUAAGACAAUAUGGCACAAGAUCGAGUUAAUGCGAGGGCAAGGAACCGCCCUUCAUUUGAUCGCUUGGAUACAGUGAUGUCAGACGAUGGUGAGGGAUAUGAAGUUCUUCCAUUGCCAUCGCCAGGAAUGGAAGAACCUGAUAGUCCCACUUAUCCUUCUACUACAAGUGCUUUUGCAAUCAAGCCAAGAGUUCCUUAUAUGUCAAUAUACAGCAGUCCAAGUCGACUUUUGCUGGAUUGAAUCAGGAUUCCUAUCUGGAACGCCAAUUACUCUCAAAUUUAUUGAAGCAUCAAAGAGAUAAUGCUCUUCAUCAUCCAUUGAAAUCCAUACUUGUAUACAAUUGAAGUGAGUCAUGGUCCUUUUACAUGGAUUGUUCACAAACGUUUCAAACAUCUUCGUGAACUCCAUGACAAACUAUGGGCUCAUAGAACAUCAUUGAAGAUUCCACUGCCUUCAAAAAGUCAUAAAGAAAGCGAAAAACAGUAAAAGUAGACAAACGGAAAGGUGAGGCAGAAAUUAAAUUACCAAGAUUUCCGAAGAGGCCUGAUAUGUGGGUAUCACCAGAACAAAUCACAAAACGCAAGGAACAUCUUGAACUUUAUGUCAACAGUUUAUUAAAAAGUACAAUGUAUAAGAAGCACAGUUCAAUGAAAAAGUUUUUGGAAGUCAGUCGAUUCUCAUUUAUCCAAGAUCUCGGGACCAAAGGAAAAGAGGGAACACUGAGAAAAAAAUCUGGAGGGCACACUAUCAACUUAUAUUUUUGUGAUAAAUGUUGCAACGUGAAGUGCAGAGAACUUCUUAAAAAAUGGAGUGACAGGUGGUUUGUUGUGAAAGAUACUUUCAUUAUGUACUUGUCUCCUGAUCAAUCAACAAUAAAAGGUGUUCUCUUAUUCGACAACCAAUUAAAGGUAGAUACGAAAGAACAUUCCAAGAGAUUGACAAUUUCUAAUGCAUCAAGAAAGUUAACUGUGAACUGCUGGACAGAGAGGCAAACAAAUGUAUGGAAGGAUGCAAUAUUAACUACUGCCAAUGAAUGUGCGUCAGAUUUUGUAGGGAAGAAUCAAAAUGGUUCCUUCGCACCUGUUAGAGAAAAUUCACCUGCACACUGGUUUGUCGAUGGUUCUUCGUAUUUUAAUGCUGUUGCAGAUGCAAUAGAAGACGCUAACGAAGAAAUCUUUAUUACCGAUUGGUGGCUGUCACCUCAAAUUUAUUUGAAACGACCAAUAUCUGACGGUGGAAAAUGGCAACUUGAUAAACUAUUGAAGCGCAAAGCAGAUGCCGGUGUAAAGAUCUACAUUCUUCUAUACAAGGAAGUAGAAAUGGCGGUCGCAUUGCAGAGUAGAUACGCCAAAGACAUUUUGCAAAAUUCAAAUUUGAAAAAUAUCAGAGUAUUACGUCAUCCAGAUCAUAUUACAACAACCAAAGAUUCAUUAUUAUGGGCUCAUCAUGAGAAAAUUGUCGUCAUUGAUCAGAAGAUUGCUUUUGUCGGUGGUAUUGAUCUAUGUUAUGGUAGAUGGGAUAAUCAUGAACACAGGCUGACUGAUAUGGGUUCGGAUAAAGAUAGGAUGUUGUCAGUGGCAGAUGUUACCGACUCACAGAAUCCCUCCAAUGAACAAACUAAAUCUUCUGCUCACACAACAUCAGCACUUCUCAUGUUUCAAGCUAUGACUGUAGCUGUUGUGGAAGAAGUUUCCAAAGAAAAGACUGAAGAUAGUGAACUGCAAUUGAAGCCACUGUCAACAUCUUCUAGUGAUGAUGGAACCUUUCAAGCUGUGGAUGACGAACCAGAUAACAGAAUAGCACAUGACAAUGAUAUGAAUAUGACUUCUAAUGGUAAAACAACUAUUACUGUCAUUCAAGAAAGCAGCACUUUAUUGUCUUCAAAUGGUGCAGGCUAUGGAUCAUUGAAUGAUACGAGUCCGUUGGUGCCGAAAGAAAGUCCUGCAUCCUACCAUUCUUAUCAAUAUGCUGGCCCUGCUAGCAGUGCUGGAGCUGCUUACAAAGGAAUGGUUGAAAAUAUGAAGUUGGCUGGACAAGCUAAACUGUGGGUUGGAAAAGAUUAUGCCAACUUUGUUGCAAAAGAUUUGGCUCACUUGGAUGAUCCAUAUGAUGAUAUGAUUGAUCGUUUGAAAAUGCCAAGGAUGCCGUGGCAUGACAUCGCUUGUGUCACUUACGGCAAAGCAGCCAGAGAUGCUGCUCGACAUUUUAUACAAAGAUGGAACUUCACCAAGAUAGAGAAAGCAAAGAAGGGAGAGUCUGUUCCAUUUCUUCUUCCUAAAGCUUAUUGUGAAGAUGCAUUCAAUCUAAGACAGAGUUCCAUACAUCCAGAUGCAGUUAAUGCUAAAGUUCAGAUUCUGAGGUCGUCUGCUGAAUGGUCUGCGGGGAUUAGUGAAGCUGAACAAUCUAUCCAAACAGCUUAUAUCGAUGCUAUUAAUAAAGCAGAGCAUUAUAUUUAUAUUGAGAAUCAAUUUUUCAUUAGUGUGCGAAAUAAUCCUGAAAUAAAAAACAACAUUGUCGAUGCAUUAUUCUAUCGGAUAAUGAGAGCUCACACAGAAAAGAAGAAUUUUCGAGUUUAUAUUGUUAUGCCUCUCAUUCCUGGAUUCGAAGGGGAUAUCAGUGACAGUAGCAAAAGUCUUGCAAUUCAAGCAGUUUUAGAUUGGCAAUACAGAAGUAUGAAUAGAGGUGAUGGAUCACUAAUGGGUGACUUGACUAAACAAGGUGUGAAUUGUUCAAAUUAUGUGAGUUUCUGUGGAUUGCGAACUCAUUCUGAACUUGAAAAUAAACCAAUCACAGAGAUCAUCUACGUACACAGCAAGAUGUUGAUUGUGGAUGAUCGAUAUGUUAUUAUUGGUUCAGCAAAUAUAAAUGAUAGGAGUAUGACUGGUUCACGAGACAGUGAAGUUGCAAUGCUAAUUGAAGAUACAGAAAUGAUAGAUUCUACUAUGGAUGGAAAGUCAUAUCAAGUAGGACGAUUUGCAUCACGUUUGAGAAAAAGGGUUUUUGCUGAACAUCUUGGAUUACUUCCAGAGGAAUUAGUGGAGUCAAAUUUUGAACCAACUGAAAAUAUUGAUGAUAUUGCUUGUGAUAAAUUUUUCAAGGAUGUUUGGUUCAGAAUUGCUGGAAUUAACACAAAUGUCUAUGAAAAGGUAUUUAAAUGUGUGCCAUCUGAUAUUGUUGCUAAAUUUUCUGACAUCGCCAACUUUCAAAGUCAUCAAAUGAAAAAUGUAGAUCAAAUGAAGAAAGAACUUGAAAAGAUUCAAGGAUACCUGGUGCUUUUACCAUUAUUUUUUCUAAAAGACGAACCUCUUCGACCAGAGGGUUUGACAAAAGAAAGCAUGGCACCAACUGCAUUGUGGACAUAGUGCAUAGGCCUCAUAUGAUGAUCUUAUAAACUAAAUUUAUAUUUUUCAAUUUAUAUAUGCAUAACAGAAGUUUUCCACUUUAAUAAAUUUUUAAACACUGACUUCUAUCACAGCCAUUCCUGACGAUAUCAUGUUCUUCUUUGAUGAUUUAAAAUGUUGUUUUUUGUAACAUUUUUUGUGUUUUUGUGCCCAAAAAUGGAAGAUAUUUACUUUUAUAGCAUUUGUUUCAUGAUGAGUAUAGAAUGAUUCUUAGUAUUAUGCCGAGACAAUGACAGUGGUUUUGAAAUUUUUUUUUUUUUAAAUUUUCCAUAUCAUACUAAUAAUUUGAGCUGACUAUGAACAGAAAAAUAGCCUGAGGCUCUGGGAUGUCCAAAAAGAAAUUUUGAUUGUAUUUGAUUAUUGAUAUUCUUGAUUUUUGAAAUAAUUUGGAUUAGUUUCAUUCAAAAAAGAAUUUUGCAGCAAUUGAUUUCUCACAGAAUGACUGAAGAUGCCUUAAUUUAAAUCCUGAUAUCUGUAGAAACAGGACCAAUCAAGCACUGUUUAUCUUAAUAUUUCUUCCUAUCCCAAUUAACAAAUUCAAAUUCUUUGUAUAUAAAUCGACAUCCAUUUGUCUCUUGUUAAACAUGGCAGUUUAAUUGGAUAUUCCAAUAUAAUAUUUUUGAGUGUAUCUGAAAUAGCAGAUAAUUUGGUCUUGGUCUUCCAUAGUUAUGCAAGUGUAGGACCAAUAUAUGCCACAAGGACUAAAAUAUGCUGCGUUAUCCAUUGCCUCAACCACAAAGGAGUGUAAUUAUGUCAUAGAAAUUUUAAUUAAAAUAUCUGGUACAUGAGCUAGUUCUACUGCUGUUCGUUUAGUUAUGAUCUCUUUUUCCAGUAACCUGUUUUAUAAAAUUAAAUUAAACAGAAGUCUAUAGAAAAAAAAUGCUUCCUAAACUUAUACCCUGAGAAAGCUUUUCCACGUUUCAUCAUGAUGGUGCUUGACUUUGUUAUACAUUUUGUUAUCGUAUAAACAAAAAAAUUCACAUUGUUGCAUUUAGUGUGCUAACAGAGAAUCAAUUCUAAUAUUAACAACGAUUGUUUUAGGUGUGAACUUAUCAUAUUUACUUUUGCCAAUACAGAUAAUAAUGGUACUUGAACUAGAAUAAUUAAAAGGCUGCAAUUUUUGUGUUUAUGGUAUAUAUUCAAGAACUUUUGUCCCAAUUUGUAACCCUGUUGCACAGUUUUUUAGUAAUUUGCAAUGUUUUAUAGAGUUUCAUGUGUGUUUUCAGAAACAACUUCAAAAACGGAUGAAUAAGACUGCUUUAUAGGAUAUUUAACACUUUUGCUCUGACUUUGACAUAAUGAGCUACUAUGAUAUUAAAAGAAUUAUAUCUUUCCAAUUUGGCAUAGUCUGCCUAAUUUAUAAAACACAGGGCAAUUUUGACAAAACGGGGUGUUGUUUUUCAAACUAUGACUUCAGUAGCCUAUAAAACCCGUAAGUUAGGUCCAGUGACUACAAAACUGUCAACUUCAAUCACUUCUGUUGUGUAAAAUUCAUCUUGAUCAGCUUGAACAGCCAUGAGGCCACUGUCACUGCAUCAUUUAACUGAAUUUCUGAUAAUUCGGCGCACCUCAGAGGGUUGUGGGUGGGUCCUUUUUUAUUUUUUACCUUUAUCUAGAUCAGUGGUUCUCAUGUGGCCUUUUAACUUUCUCAUGCAAGGGAAAAACUACAAAAAAAAUUCUUUAGAUUAGAUAGAUAGAUAGUUUCGAAAACUCCACAAUAUGAUAAUUCUCGUUCUCCAGAAUUCUCCAUUUUUAAUUUUCUUUGUAUUUGUAUAUUAAAGUUUAACUAAUUUAUCAAUAACUCUUAUCAUUUUCAAUAUGUUUGUGGCCCACCUGAAUAUGUUUCUGUGGCCCAGCAGUGGGCCAUGGCCCACUGGUUGAGGACCAGUGAUCUAGAUGCUUUUGGCACCAUGAAAAGGAUUUGUUUUUUUCAUCAAAAACAUUAUUAAUUGUUACCAUUAUCAAGCUUUUUGAAAUCCUACUUUAAUUGUGCAUCAAGAAUAUAUGAAAUGAUUUAUUAGCCAAAUUUUGUUGCAAACUUAGUUGCAUUUAAUACCACCAUGUUUAUUAGUAUAUUUGUUGAUGACAUUCAGAGUAAUAGAACAUGUAUGUUGCAUCUUUGAUUUUUACUACAUACACAAAGAUAUAGGAAUGGAUCCCUCUGGGUGAGGUAGUUCCUAAACUAAUAUGAGAACCCUCAUAUAUAUAUUUAAUUUUUACAAUGUUCAAAAUCAAAAUGGUGUUUUUCAAUAAGUUCUAUGAAACAUUCAAGUGCUAUAUCUACAGAAAUCUUUCCUGAAAGAUUCAAUACCUUUAUGUAUUUUUCAUUUUUUAAUCUGCACAAUCACUUUUAAUCAAAUCACCUUCCACAGUUUCCUACUUAAUCUACAUACCACUCUAAUUCAUUGUUAAUUACCUUUCAAUCAAGUGAAAAUACUUCUAAGCCAUCAGUUGGUAAUUGCGUGAUUUCACACUGGGUUUAUUUAUUAUUGGGUCAUAUCAUAAUUAACUAUGCAUCAAAUCAAUAAUUUAAUUAUCAAUAUUUUUCUAAACCUAAUGAACCAAAUGUAUACUGUCCUCUAAUUAAUUGAAAAUUAAGAAAUAAUUUUUUUUUGUUUUGUAUUAUAUUGAGAGAUGGUAAUAAAUCACUGAUAAAGAUGCA